Messenger RNA from Epinephelus lanceolatus (giant grouper), 2519 nucleotides. It is a transcript of the gene c18h16orf89, whose product is annotated as chromosome 18 C16orf89 homolog. Gene Ontology annotation, cellular component: membrane; cytosol. Lineage: Eukaryota; Metazoa; Chordata; Actinopteri; Perciformes; Serranidae. The record is from RefSeq and is a predicted model, not a curated record.
CACUUUCCUCCCCCUCCUGUUCGAGGAGAGACAGCCUGUUUUCUGAAGGAGAGGAACUGUCCCGGAGCCUCCAGACUGGGAUUGUCCGAGUGAGAACAUGCGGGCAGCGGGGCACCAGCUGGCCGCUGUGCUGGCUCUGUUUGCCGCAGUGUUCGGGUCGCGGGCGGAGGUGAUCGAUGACAUCUUGAACAGCCUUUCCAGGGGAGCAUCCUUCCUGGAGCGGCAACAUGAGCACAUCAACCUGGACGGGGUGGUCGGCUUCCUUAUGCUGCAAGCUGAGCUGAAGGAGGCAGUUCGGACGUGGCCUCACAGCGACCCGAUCAGCUGGGCUCAGAGAACCCGCGCAGUCGCUCUGGUCAGACGUCUUGAUCAGAGCUUCAACAAGGCCAUUGCCGCCCUGCAGCAGAAUGACCCCAAAUACUACAGAGAGUUUGAGCCCCUGCUGUCGUGGAGUUUCUGGUUGAUUCCUCAGGAGUGGAGCUCCACAGAUUCCAGCCUGGUGUAUCCCUCUACCAUGACCACCGAGUGUUACGAUGAGCAGCUCAGCGACAAAUGUCUGACCCUGCUGCUGGGAACCUGGAAAAUGAACGGGACACCCUGCAUCGUCACCAAACCAUGUCGGGACACCAUGACCCGCUUUGGCUGUCCACACUACUCUCUGUCCCACCAGCUGCUCUACUUCAUGAUUGGAAAAAUGAGAGGCUGCACCAACCUGCUGAAAGGCGACACUCGAGCAACCCGAGCCAACAUGACUGAACGCAGCUACGAGAAGAUCUUUUGCUCUAACAUGAUGAAGACCAACCAGGACAUCAUCAGAGACGGUCUGACCGAGCAGACGGUGGACAUCUUCAUUGAAAACAUCCUGAUUUGUGGAUUGGCUGGCUUCUCUGACUUCUACAAUGCUGAUUGGCUGCAGCAUAUCCUCAGGCUGCAGGAUGAGGAAGUGGGCUGCUUUGGGAGAGACAAGAGCAUCAUCUCUCAGAUCAUCGGAGACGAGCUGCUGGAACAGCUGCAGCCUCACAGGAGAGUAAAGAGGAGGGAGAAAAUACUUCCAGAUGGCUGUUCCAGUCAUAUGACAGCAGUGGCUGUUGGUGCUCUGGGAGGAUACCUUAACUACUACCUGACAGAACAGGACAUAACAAAGAGGCCACUCUCCUGAACGUCCCGACCACCACCCACCCUCUUCGUGGGUGCAUUGACACGAGCAAAAUGUUGUAGAUCAUCAGACAGAGGUGCUCUUCACGGUUCGACUCCCGACACAAUGUUACUUUAUGAACAUAAGUCGUAAGAUGAUGAAAAUGCUUAAUAAAACGCUGGAAUGUGGGUGCUUGGCACAAAAUGGAGAUUUUCCUUCUACCUUUUUUUCUAUAUUGUAUUCUAUGAUUAUAAUGAGGAAGAUGCUUUACUCACUGUAUGCUGAAUCUGCUUUGCAUCUAAUUAAUUCUAAAUGAGAUGUCUUUUGAAAGUAGCGAUGCUCCAAUCCAACAAAAACCAUCAGAAUAUACUCCUCACAAAUAACUUGAGCAGCUGAAAGAGUUAACGUGAUCUCCAGGCAGCUCAUGUUGCUGUCCAUGUGGAGCUGGACAUGGUUGCAGCUGUUGUCUCCAGAUACAGUAAUGUAGGCUGUUAUUUGGCCUGUGAUUCAACAAGCUAGCUAAAGAAUUUAACUGUUUUUUUCUAAAUGAAAUCAGGGUAAGCCAAUGGGUCGGACUUAGCUUUUUGACUCACAGCUUUUUAACCAGUUUUGUAAGUUAUGGUCAAAGGGAUACACAGUGAUAGUGUUAACUGUGAUGUAAUCUCCUGGUUGGUAGUUUUUGACUGAAUUUGACAUUUCAGGCUGCUCUGUGAUCAUUCAGAGACAAAAAGUUUGCAGAGGAUGGAGACCUGUCCAGAAUUUAGGUGGAAAAGACACCUGUUGAUUUUGGAGUAUGACGAGAUGUGAUGAAUUAAAGGAGAAAUAUUGUACAGUAUCACCUGAUUCUUAUUCUAGUAAUUGUGCAUAAAAUGGGAACGCUAGUCCCCAAAUUCAGACAUCAGAAAGGUGUUAGGUAUUUCAGAUGAUGUUUAAUGAUCUGACAAGCAGUUUGUUUAAAGCAUACUGAUCUUUAGUAGUGGUUCUUUCAGGGUCUUUUCUGCAGGAUCUGUCUGUAAACAUGCUUAUCAACAGGUUAAUAUUAGCAACCAUUAAAAGCCUGAUUGGAGCAUCCCUAUUUGAAAGGCCAAUUAAUAUUUACUGUAGCCUUAAAGAAAAACUUCACAAGUUUUUUUUUUUUUUUUUUGUCCAAAAAUAACAUUUUUAUUUUAAAUUAAAUUAUGUUUUUUCUUCUUACAAACAUUUUUUGACUAAAUAUAAAGCCAAAAGAGAGGGCCAGAAGGCAGCUGCACAACCAGCACUGACCAAGAGGAUAUAUGCAUGAACUAUGAAUGUCUGUAGAUGAACUUACUGUACAUACAGAAUGUUAUCAUGUAUUUCACGUUAGAAGAAAAAACAACCAAUAAAAAAGUCUGCUGUAUAUAAA